CUUUCCCGUUAUUGCCUCACUGGAACCGAGACGUUUUCAUCGCAUUCAUUUACAGCGAAUACAGUUAUGCGUGAUAUGCGCCCGUGAGACAUGCCGCAGUCAAAUGGAGACUCAGAGAGUGCUGUGUGAUUUUUGCGCGUUUGUUUGAUUCUGCGGCCGGACGAGUUUGGAUGGUUAUGGGAACGAGCGCGCGCGCUGAGGCACGUCUUCUCCUGGACAUACAGUGUCGGUCUUAAUGGAAAGCAUGUCACCUCAGCAGGAGAAUAUUGGACAGAGUCGGUCCGCCUCUUUGACAGGAGAAACCAAGAUCUGCGCUGUGCCCGAGAGCAAAAAGAAGAUGAAGACCCUCACCCAGCGACGGCAGUCUGCCCCAUCCCUGGUCAUCAGCAAAGCUCUUACCAAAUCCAGAAGCCUGUCCAGAGAGAACUGCCUGUCGCCUGUCAGCCCUGAGGCUUGUCCUCUGGUCCAGUCCUUCUUGACCCCGUCCCGGACCUUUGUGACCUAUGGUUAUGCCCAGCUGAAGACUGGCCUGCAGACACAGGAACGCCACCUGUUCCUCUUCAAUGACAUCCUCCUCAUUGCCAAAGCGAAGUCACCCACGCACUUCAAGCUGAAGGUGCAGGUGCGUGUGUCUGAGAUGUGGACAGCCACCUGCAUGGAAGAAGUGUGUGAGGGCAGCACAAGUCCUGAGAGAAGCUUCGUUAUGGGCUGGCCCACCUUCAACUGUGUGGCCACCUUCAGUUCCAUCGAGCAGAAAGAGAAAUGGUUCUCCUUCAUCAAAAGCCAAAUACAAGACGAGAAAGAAAAAGAAGAUCCCAAAACCAUACCUCUGAAAAUAUUUGCAAAGGACAUUGGGAACUCUGCAUAUGCCAAGAUUCUUACCGUCAGUCACACUGAUUGUGCCACGGAGGUCAUCGCCAUGGCGCUGCAGCAGUUUGGGAUUUCGGGCUGUGUGAAAGAUUACCAGCUCUGGGUGAGCUCCAGAAAGGAUGACCAUCCAUACCCUCUCAUCGGGCAUGAGUUCCCAUUCAGCAUCAAAAUGAGUCACAUCCGGGCGCUUACCUCUCAGAGCGGUGGAGGGAAAGACACCAUUACUCCUCCAGAGCCACAGGAGGCGCUGCUGCUGGAGCACAUGCCUUCGGACACAAAGUGCCAGUUCAUCCUCAAGCCCUGCCGAGUGGCCGUGGGGCAAGCUAUCAUGGAGAGCGGCCAGAAGCCAUUCAGGAGGAAGCGCUCCAUCAUCAACUGGGCCUUCUGGCGCGGCUCCAGCUCCCAGCUGGACUGCCUGCCCGUGUCGCCCACCUCGCCCGGCCCUGGGCGUCUCUUCGGCCUGCCGCUGAGCGCCGUGUUCGAGGGCGACGCCCUCCCCAGGCCUGUGAUGGACAUGCUGGUGGUGCUGUUCCAGGAGGGCCCCUUCACAAGGGGGAUCUUUCGCCGCUCUGCCAGUGCCAAGGCCUGCCGGGAGAUGAGGGAGAAGCUUAACUCAGGGCUGGACGACAUCACGCUGACCUGGGAGUCCACCUUCGUCACUGCCGCCGUCUUCAAGGACUUCCUCCGGCACAUUCCGGGCAGCCUGCUGUCCCAGGACCUGUACGAGCAGUGGGUCAGAGUGUUGGACCAGGCCGGAGAGGGAAAGGAGGACCGGGUGCAGGCCGUCCAGAGGCUGGUUCAGCGUCUGCCAAGGGAGAACCAGCUCCUCCUGGGUCACCUGCUGGCCGUCCUGCACUGCAUCCAUCGCCACGCCGACCACAACCAGAUGAACAGCUUCAACCUGUCCGUCUGCAUCGCUCCCAGCAUGCUCUGGCCGCCCGCUUCCUGCAGCCCCACCUCAGAGAGCGAAGGGACAUGCAAGGUGUCCGAGGUGGUGAGGUUCAUGAUCGAGCGCUGCUGUGAGGUGCUGGGGGAGGACAUCGCCUCUCUGUUUGGCAGAUUCCCUCAGCGGGGUGGCGGCAGUGACCACGGCUCCGACGUGUCUUCCUUCCAGCUGAACGACUCGUCCUACGACAGCCUGGAGAACGAGCUGAACGACGACACCGAGUCCUCCUUCCAGGACCUGCGGGGACAGAAGGACAAGCAAGAGAGCCGGAGCCGGGACUCCGUGAUCACGCUGAGCGACUGCGACCUGGACCAGCCCGAGCCGGGCCCCGACCCGGCACCCGUGCACCUGGAGCUCCCCCCGCUGGCCCGGCCCAGGAAGUUCACACCGGCGGGGCGGCAGCUGCGUGCGCGCGCUUUCCGGGAUGCCCCCGAGCGCGAGCCCCUCUGCACGCGGGGGUCGCGGCGUCUGCGCCGGUGCUCCGAGCCGUCCCUCAGCCACCCGCUGUCCAGCCUGCACAUCGGCCACGGGGAGCACAGCGGCGUGGCCCGCGUGGCCAGCUACGACGCCGUGUCGGACCACGAGGAGGACGAGGUUUUCGGGGAGCGGCUGCGCGAGCUGCAGCUGGACGGGCCAGCUGAGGGCGGCGCGGAGGAGCGGGGCGGGGCGGACUCCCGGGGCGCCCCGCGCCGGAAGCACAAGCAGGCCCCCCCGCCGCUGCGGCUGGAUGCCAGCUGCUCCAGCCUGUCCUCCCCCGCCACCUCCCCCUCCGGCUCCUCCCUCAGCUCGCUGGACAGCGCCUUCUCCCAGGGCUCCACUGACUACACCCUGGUCCCCCCCACCGAGCCCUGUCGCAAGGGCCUGAGAGCCCAGGGAAACACGCCUGCUUCCCCCUCCUCGCCCAGCACCACGCCUUCCAGGGAGGCCUGUGACUGGAGCCAGAACAGGAGCACCCAUGGCCUGCACCCCAACAGCUGGCUGAAACGGGGCCGCCGGCUGUCCCUGCGGCAACAGGACGGGGAGGGCAGGGAGGAGGAGUUGGGGCAGAGGGAGCCCAGCGGGUCUCCAGGGGCGUCACAGGACGGCGAGAAUAAAGCCCAUGGGCAGGGAGAACUUUCUGGAAAAAGACCCAACAGCCCCCAAACCUACCAGCAGGCCGUGGUGAAGAUCCAGCACUUCAGGUCCCCCUGCUGUAGGGCCAAAGAGAGGGGGCUGGCGGUAAAGGAGCUAAGGGGUGCGGUGUUUUACGGUCAGAACACCUCCUGCGUCACUUUGCAGAGGGAGCAGCCGCAAUCCCUCCCCCCAGCCUCUGAGGGGUCCCCCAAGCGCCCCUCCGCCCUGCGCCGGGCAUCCGAACCCACUGGGCUCGGGUGCCACACAGGCAGAGCCUCCGGCUCCACCCUGGAGCGGCUGUACACACAGGCGCUGGCUGAGGGGGGCAAGAUGCCGGCCGGACUGAACCCUCAGGACAGCGGGCUCAAGGUGUCCGACGUGGAGCCGCACAACAGCCCCGAGCUCAGGUUCUGCCUGUCCCCCUCCGCCACCAGGGCCGUGAAGGACUACUUCUCCUCGCACGUGGACGCCGAGGCCUCCCUGCGGAGGAGCCAGGAGGUGGCCGCCGCCAUCGUGCAGACCAAGAGGGAGUGGCAGAGCAGGAGGUGCAGCGACCCCAGGUUCGACGACUUUGAGCAAAUCUUUUUCGCCGAGGAGUCGUACGUCUGACAGCAAUCGUGGAGCGCCCCUCGGCCCCCGUGCACCCCUGGCUCCCUGCGGGUCGCUGUAAAUCACGCCCCGGGGUUUCAAGUGGCGCUUCCAGCAUGGUUCACAUCCCAGCACAGUCGCCCACAUCUGCUCCUGACAGGAAGACAGAUCCACACACACACUGCGCCCCACAAACCCUAAAUCUUCCCCAGCUAAUCUCAUUCCUUAAAGGACCCUGUGUCGCCAGCAACUAAAAGGAAUGGCUAGAGGAUUGUAGUAAGGGCCUCUUCUACUCUGAGACAGAAAGUCUGUCAUUUUUUAGCAGGGGGGUAGUAGAGGACCCCCUCAGAAGCACUCUUUACCACCCUCUGAGUCCUCUGUUUUUCCUGACUGCUGUGCGGUGUUGUUUUGCAGAAGUAUUGCUACAAGCUGAUAAAAAAAACUUUCUGUAUAUUGUACAUGCUCUUA
This is a messenger RNA of Megalops cyprinoides (Indo-Pacific tarpon), 3985 nucleotides long. It is a transcript of the gene arhgap20, whose product is annotated as Rho GTPase activating protein 20. The record is from RefSeq and is a predicted model, not a curated record. The transcript is spliced from 15 exons. Gene Ontology annotation, molecular function: GTPase activator activity. Bases 236 to 3538 code for a protein of 1100 amino acids. Gene Ontology annotation, biological process: signal transduction; regulation of Rho protein signal transduction. Lineage: Eukaryota; Metazoa; Chordata; Actinopteri; Elopiformes; Megalopidae.